Molecule: messenger RNA, 6411 nt
Organism: Coregonus sp. 'balchen'
Lineage: Eukaryota; Metazoa; Chordata; Actinopteri; Salmoniformes; Salmonidae
Source: the annotation of a GenBank genome assembly
AGUGACGUGGUACGCUACUCACUGCUGCUUUUGAUGCCGGGAAUCCAUGGCUGAGAAAUCUGUUUUGUUUUCCAUCAUGAAAUUAAGGUAACUCCCUGUGAAGAUUUUUCUGUAACUUGGAUAUGCAAUUUGACAAAACGUUGGUAAUUUUUGUUGUUUUAAAAUGUUAUUCUUGAAUUCUGAUUUGUUUAUUCUGCUGUCAGUGUUUCCCUUAGAGAUUCUCAGUUGAGGUUGCUGAGAGAAGUAUCUGCACAACUCCUAAAACGUGGCAUCUCAACAUUUCACAGCAGAUUAUGCAAAAAUGGUAAAGUCAGCCCCUUCUAUAAUAAUGAAUAAUAAAAAAAAUAUUAAAGACUGACUUUGAAUUUACCCUCAUUGUAGUAUUGAAGUCGGAUUCUCCCUCCCCCCUCCCCCCAGAUGGUCUCUUCCUUGUCCAUCCGGCAGUAUCCCAGGCAUUGGCAGAAAACAGACCAGUGGUGGCGCUAGAGAGCACCAUCAUCACCCAUGGCAUGCCAUACCCACACAACCUGAGGUAUGUGCUGCAAAGAUGUCAAAAUGGGAAGGACUUUGUAAGACAGAAAGUUCCUGAUAUAUAAAAAGUAAAAUGCCAUGCUAUAAAGCUAAUUUAUUCUGGCAACAUUUACUCCAUUUAGCAGACGCUCUUAUCCAGAGUGACUUACAGGAGCAAUUAGUGCCUUGCUCAAGGGCACAUCGACAGAUUUAUCACCUAGUUGGCUCAGAGAUUCGAACCAGCAACCUUUCGGUUACUGGCCCAACGCUCUUAACCGCUAGACUACCUGCUGCCCUUAAUUCAGUAUUGGAAGUUACUACUUCAACAGUCACUGUUUUGCCUCAUUCAGCACAGCCAAAGAGGUAGAGGCCAUAGUAAGGACUGAGGGAGCCACUCCUGCCACUGUUGGACUGCUCCAGGGGAGGGUUCAUGUGGGGUUGUCUUCAGAAGAACUGGACUACCUAGCCCAGAGUAAGACAUCGCUGAAAGUGUCCCGCCGAGACCUGCCCUACGCCAUCAGCAAGGUGAGCACCUGUCAAGGUUUGGACAAACAACCGAAAAGCCACUCCAUUCAGUCUCAUUCAGUUUGAAUACCUUGCUUACCGGUGUGUGUGUGUUCUCCAGGGUCUCUGUGGUGGCACCACUGUUUCAGGCACCAUGAUAGCAGCACACAGAGCCGGUAUCCAUGUCUUUGUCACUGGCGGUGUUGGAGGAGUGCACCGAGAUGGAGAGAAUAGUACGUUAUUGGUUUGAAGCUACUGUAGCCUCAGUGAAAUGACAUCAUCAUCCACAGUGGGGAGAUUUCAUGCUUAGGAUACAGAAAUAAACAACAACAAAAUGUACUGAACUUGUUAACUGACCAUCUUCUCAGGUAUGGAUGUCAGUGCAGAUCUGACAGAGCUAGGCAGGACUCCCAUUGCUGUGGUCUCAGCUGGAGUCAAGUCCAUCCUUGACAUUGGCCGCACCCUGGAGUACUUGGUUAGUGGUUAUUGCUAGAUGGUUUUAUACAUGGUCAAAUGCAUAGAUUCCACUGCAAGAGAUUCCACUGCAAGAGAUUCCAUUGCAUCGCCAAAUAAUCAUUAACAAUUGUGUACUUUCUCAGGAGACACAGGGUGUGUGUGUCGCCACAUUUGGGACCUCCAAGAAUUUCCCCGCUUUCUUCUCUCCACAAAGUGGGUUUACCUCCCCUUACCACGUCAACAAUGCUGAGGAGGCUGCAGAUCUCAUUGGUAACGCAGAUAAAUAUUUUAUGUCUUGAGUAGCAAAAUGUUCAACUGACCCAAUAUUGCUGUUAUUUCAGGGUCAUUCUGAACUGAUAAUAUAGACAUGAUCAUAAGACAUUAUAAGGGGGUCACACGUGCUUACGACAAAUCUUCCAAUGUAUUAUGACUGCAUCAUAAUGUACUACACCGGUCUCUUUCCCCUGGUCGACAGCGGGUACGCUGUCCCUGGGUCUACAGAGUGGGCUGCUGUUGGCUGUGCCCAUCCCUAAGGAGCAUGCAGCAGCUGGACAACAGAUUGAGGACGCUAUACAGGCUGCACUGGCAGAGGCUAAGUAAGGAAGCGAUGCAUUAGGUUCAGAGGGAUGUUUCACUCAAAAUAUAACAUAAAUCACCUUUCCACCUAUCUUGGCUGCAGUUGAAUCCCCAAUACAUGUAUUUUGCCUACUUAGCUAUUGCCAUUAAAGCCUUAUUUAUUGAGCACUUCUCAUGGUCCGUCUGUGCCGGGUGGUGUUUUCUAAACGGUUAUUUCCUGAUCUCUAGAUAGUUGCUUGCAUGACUGACAUCACAGGAAGUCUGCUUAUCAGAGUUUAUGUUUGGUUGCCUUGAUAUAUGAGAAGAAAAGUAUCAGCCACACGAUGAACUCUCUGUUGCCUUCGUACGUAUUUCCCCUGUAGUGCUAAAGGUAUAAGAGGAGGAGAUGUGACGCCCUUCAUCCUUCAAAAGGUCAACGAACUGACCCGAGGAAAGUCCCUCCAGGCUAGUAUCCUUCUCUGAUCAAUACCGUGAUGUGAGAAAACCACGCUGAAGAGAGGGAGGGAGGGAGGGAGGGAUCAUAUCAGAGUCAUUCUUAGUGUAAGGUAUAAAAAUAAAAAAAGAUCUGGCGUCAUAAUUGUUGAUUUUUUUAAACUUGUUUUAUCUAUAUAUAACUGAAUAUUUGUAUCAUCAUUACAAUUAAGGUCCUUAAUCUGAUAUUCCCAAAGAUAUCGCUCUCAUCCAUAAUAAUGCCAGGGUGGGCAGUCAGAUAGCCUGUGCACUGUCUGAACGAAUGCAGAAGAAGACUAGGACACCUUCUGCUCCUCACGCAAAGGAGAGAGAGAAAGAUUUGGACUCUCACUCAACCAUUGUGAGUACUAGUCAUGUGUUCAUCAUCGAUAUGAACCACCCACUCUUGUCUUGUAGAGCACAUCAGUUUUCUUACUCUAGUUUUAGCUUGAUGGACAGUGUUUAACAUGCUUGCUGUACAAUACCACUGUGGCUCUUUCAUCACAGGUUGUCAUAGGUGGUGUGAAUGUGGAUUUUAUUGCCAAGGGGAAAACAGAUAAGCUAGUGGUACGUUCACACUAACCCUGCUUAUAUCAAGCAUCUACUACUGCACGUCUAGAAUAUUCAAAUAACGUCAAUGACACAUGGGUUUCUUUGAUUGCUCAAUUGGCUGUUUAUAUAUUUCACAGUUUGGACAGACGAAUCCUGGAAGUGUCUGCCAGUCAUUUGGUGGAGUAGGAAGGAACCUCGCUGGUUAGUUAUUUAAUCAAUAAGGCACGAGGGGGUGUGGUAUAUGGCCAAUAUACCACGGCUAAGGGCUGUAUCCAGCACGACGCAACGCGGAGUGCCUGGAUACAGCCCUUAGCUGUGGUAUAUUGGCCAUAUACCACAAACCCCAGAGGUGUCUUACUGCUAUUAUAAACUGGUUGUCAGCGUAAUUAGAACAGUAAAAAUACAUGUUUUGUCAUACCACGGCUGUCAGCCAAUCAGCAUUCAGGGCUCGAACCACCCAGUUUAUAACAUGCAAUUAUGUCUACAUAGCUCCUAUAUGCGGAAAAGGUUAAUCAAACUUUUGCAUUGAGUGAAGACAGUUUAAUGUUGAGUUCUUGUGUGAAAUUUUACCCACCAGACAUUCUGAGCAGAAUGGGCCAAAGACCUCUCUUCAUCUCAGCUAUUGGAACUGACUCUCACAGUGAUGCUGUGCUGAACUACUGUCGGCACAUGGUACGUAUGUGGAGAAGAUUUAGAGCGGUGUUCUGACUUGAGAUCAGCACGUUUCCAUUUAAAAUCAGAGUUGUGCGAGUUACUUAUCUCAACUGUAAAUCGGGCCCUUAACGAGUAGUAACAAUUUUAUAUGACCAAAUGCAAAUCCCUCUCCCGUAGUAUUCUGGCAUGACAUUCUUGCCUCUUUUGAUUUUCCUUAGAACACCAGUGGCGUCGCUAGGCUUAAGGAGCAGCGGACUGCUACUUAUUGUGCCGUGAUCACCGAGAGCGGGGAUCUGAGUCUCGGAUUGGGCGACAUGGACAUCCACCAGCAAAUCACAGAGCAGUAUGUGAGUAUUUCUGAAGCGGGUACUUCAUUUACAUUUUAAACUGUAAAGAGAACCUGAUUUACUACACAUAAAAGUACACAUAUAUAUAAUGUUUUUGUCAUGAUGAUUGUUUUUUUAAAUAUAGAAUAGCACUGAAAAAUAACACAUUGCCUAUCUCUAUAUACAGGUGUCCCAGUUUGAGGAGAAGCUCUCGUCAGCCUCUCUCGUGUGUCUGGACGGCAAUAUACCCGUCUCCACCAUCGACUAUGUUUGCUCCUUCGCCAAGAAGCAUGCAGUGCCAGGUUAGCAUGGAGAGCUGACCGCUUUGACAGUCAUCAAUAGUGAUCGAUCACCAUUUUCUCACCAUCAGUGCAUGUCUGUGUGAUCAGGGCCCCUAUUCACAAAGAAUUUGAGUCAGAGUACUGAUCUAGGAUCAGGUCUCCCCUGUCCAUGUAAUCUUAUUCAUUCUGAUCUAAAAGGCAAAACUGAUGUAGUGUAUUAUGAUUAUUACUUUUCUAGAGGAACAAAGAGGGGAUGUUUAUCUUAGUUCAAAAGUAGCCAUUUGUAGGGUGACGCCCCAGGGGAGACAGGUGAUUGGACAGCAGAGGGAGCAACCCAUAUUUUUGCAUUGUUUAUAAGUAUAUGCUGGACGAAGAAGAGGUCAGAGCAGACAUUACAAUUCGAGGACACUGCUCUCCGGGUGUCAUGACAUCCGUCACUUAUGCUGGAAUCUUGUGAUAUGAAUAAACGUAUGAUCAAAGGUUCAGUAUGAGCGGACUCCUUUGUUUAUCAGCAAUAACUGCCAGCAUUUACUCGAUACCACACUGAUCCUAUAUCAGCACUCCUAUUCUGAGACGCUAUAUGAAUACAGACCCUGAUGUGAUAAACUUGUGUUGCAGUGUGGUAUGAGCCAACUGAUUGUGACAAGGCGUGCAAGCCUUUCCUGUCAGACAGCUGGAAAGCCCUGGCCUACACCUCUCCCAACCUGGCUGAGCUGUGUACCAUAAACAAGGCAUUGGGCCUCCCAACACCUGCAGGUAUGAUAGUCAGUCAUUCCUGCGCACUGAGAUCAUUUCUGGAGCCUACUGUAUAUAAUACGGAAUUAUCCUGGACCCAGCUAUGUUUGUGCUGUGGAGCCAACUCCUAUGCUUGGCUUAACAAUGACCAUAGCAGUUGACACUUCGCAAGACAUCACAAACAUAUCUGAGACCAGGCUAGAUAUAAUAAGUAAUGCACACACUAUGACGUUUUUGUUUGAUAGGAGCUUGUGCAUGAUGAUGAGCUGUCUGAUUUAAUGUGGUCUUGUCUUGUGGUGUCAGUGCUGCCUAGCUCUGUGGAGGAGGUGCUGCGCUGUGCCAUGGCUCUCACACGCCCCCUGCUGGACCACCUGCAGUGUGUGGUGGUGACCCUGGGUGCCAUGGGAGUGCUGCUGUGUGGAGAACAUAACGCUGGGUCUGUAGACCUGCAGCCUAGGAGAGGAACAAGGGUAAUAGGAUACCUUUAUAUAGACUUGUUAAACCAGCCUGAUCGUGAGCUCACAUUCUCACAUUCUGUUUCACUUCUAAACUAAACGUGAGCAUCUUGACAAACCUUUAUAUCUUUAAACAUUAUGGUGAUGAUGAUGUUUUUUGUUUUCCAGAAGGGUCGGCUAUGUGCCGUCCACUACUCUGCUCUGGCUCUGACCGCAGACGAAACGGUGAAUGUCUCAGGAGCCGGAGAUAGGUCAGUAGCUAUCUAGGGAUGGGAGUAAACCAUAAAAUUUAAAUGAAAAAAUGUAUCGCCAUAGGUGAAAUGUUGGUUUCCCACUCACCCCUCUCUCCCUCUCCUCAGUCUUGCAGGUGGGAUAUUGGCAGGGAUGUUCCAGAGCAGAGACACUCACAGCUGUGUUAGGAUGGGGCUCCUGGCAGCACGCCUGUCACUGGCCUCCCCACACCCCAUCUGCACCACUCUGACCACAGACUCUGUGGACCCAAACAAGGUCCAACCACCCCAACCCUGGCCUCAACCCAACCUCCUGUGGCUGGAGGAAUGAAGAAAGAUCCGUUAUUAUAACGUUGUCAUCUUGUUGAACCAUCAAAAUAACUUCUCAAUGUUUAGUUCAGGGGUGUCAACCUCAUUUUUUAUCCCAGGGUCUUCAACGAGGUCCAGAGGGCUGCAAUGAACAUUGGUUAUAUUUCCUCGCUGUCAAAAUUUGCAAAAUAAAAUCCCCUAUCCAUCGUUUUGGGAAUUGAUUAUGGUCCCCGACCAUCUAGCUUUCCUUUCCGUGAUUAUGUUUGACACCCCUGGUUUAGUUCAACCACCUCACCUACCAUCACGGUGACAGGCUGCUGUUAAUUUGCAUCAAUUUUGUCAUAAUUUUCAAUAAAAUACUUUAAUACUUCGA